This is a messenger RNA of Triticum aestivum (bread wheat), 1798 nucleotides long. Its product is annotated as transcription factor PCF2. The transcript has 2 exons. The record is from RefSeq and is a predicted model, not a curated record. Lineage: Eukaryota; Viridiplantae; Streptophyta; Magnoliopsida; Poales; Poaceae. Bases 374 to 1393 code for a protein of 339 amino acids. Gene Ontology annotation, molecular function: sequence-specific DNA binding; DNA-binding transcription factor activity. Gene Ontology annotation, cellular component: nucleus.
UAUUGCGUUCGCUGGAUUUUAUCGUACAGCGAAGUAGUUUCAAAAUCCGACGUGGCUCCGAUCCGCACCAGGAUUCGUGCAGAGGAAAUCCAAUGGGAGAGUGCGCGUUCGCUGGGAUUGCCCCCGAGCGAACGUUCACCAGUUACUAUUUCGCGUCUUUAUUUGAUGGGCCGAAUUGUCCAGUCCCCACCAGCAGGGCCCAUUGCCCGGUGGAGCGAGCGGUGGCCCCUAAAACCCUAUCCACGGACCCACCGCCCAGCGAUAACCAACCCCUCCUGCCAAAGAACUCGCCGAGACGCCGCCCGCCGCCGCCGCCAAGCCGUAACCGAAGAGGGAGCCCAAGCGAAGCAAAACUCCCCAAAUCCGAUCUCCCAUGGAGUCGCAGCUGCAGGGCAAUGGAGAGCAGGCCACGGACGCGCGCUACCACGACGCCGCGUCGGCGGCGCCGGCCAGCAAUGCGCCGCUGGCCAUAGCGGUGGUCCCGGCGGCCGCGCACGGGCCCAUCGUGCCGAAGCCGGAGCAGGCGCCGGGGGAGUUCCUGGGCGGGCUCGCCGUGGCGCUCCCGCCGCGGAACCGCGACCGGCACACCAAGGUCGAGGGCCGCGGGCGGCGCAUCCGCAUGGCGGCGCCCUGCGCGGCGAGGGUCGCACAGCUCACGCGCGAGCUCGGCCACAAGACCGACGGCGACACCAUCCGCUGGCUCCUGCAGCAGUCGGAGCCGGCCAUCGUCGCCGCCACGGGCACGGGGACGGUGCCCGCGAUCGCCACCACCGUCGACGGCGUGCUCCGCAUCCCCACCGAGUCGCCCUCCGCCGCGGGGGCCGACGGCGCGGGGCCGGCAUCCAAGCGGCGCAAGCUCCAGCCGACGCGCGCGGCGGGCGGCGCGGGGCCGCUCGUCGCGGCGCCCCCUGCGGCCUACUACCCCGUCGCGGCCGACCCCCUCCUGCAAGGCAACGGCGGCGGCGGCGCGAUUUCGGUGUCCAGCGGCCUCGCCCCCGUCUCGGCCGCGGCAGCGCCCGCGGGAGGCCACAUCCCGUUCUUCGCCCUACAGGUGCCGGCAUCCGGGGACGGGAAGCAGAUGGUUCCCCAGGCAGCCAUGUGGAUGGUUCAGCAGCCGCCCGCCGCCGGAGGCGCGCCCAACCACCCGACGCACUACUGGGCGUUCCAAUCCAACCCUGCAGAAUUCAACAACUUCCCCGGCGCACAGGCCAUCAACGUCGCCAACUACCAGCAGCAGCCGUGCUACAGCCCGAUGCAGUUCGUCGCCGCGGGCGGGGAGCCACAGGACCAGCAAGAAGCCGGUGACCAGUGCGCGGACGCCGACGACCAGAUCCAGGGCCUGGAGGACGACUACGACGGCGAGGCGUUGACUGACUCCAGCUCCGAAGAGUAGCAUGGCACGGCAGCGCCAAGCUCCAUAGUCCAUAGAACAAACUCGAAUCCAAGACUAGGAAUUUUGUAAUUGUCCGUAUUUUGCUAGUCUGGCGAAGUGCGUGAAAAUGGGAAGAAAGUGGUCAACGGUUGGAUAUGGGGUAAAGUGGGAGAUGUGGACGGAGAUCGGAGAAAAGUACGAAUGGCACGUGAGCUCUCGUCAGUGACGUGGUGAUCACAUUGUGGUCAAGCUCAGUAAAAGGGUCAAAACCAUAUUGGGGCCAAGGGAGGAGCGCAAAUAGAACAAUGCCGAGAGACGAGAGCCCUGAGAUCCAGGCCCUUUUGGUGGUUGAGUAGCAUAUAUUUUAUUCACUCCAUUUUAUAAUGUACUCCUUCUGUUCCUAAAUACUCUCUCCGUUCUAAAAUA